GAGAUGAGACACUGGUGUAUAUAUACCAUGUUGUAUGGUAAAUCAAGGUACGCUGAGUUAACAAAUAAAUACAAAAAUUACUAGUCUAUUUUGAGAUAUCUCUAAUAUUAAAACCAAUUGAGCUAGAUUUCGAGUUGGGGUCUCGUACAAUAUGAACCGUUCAGAGUGUGAGAACAACAAACUUACCGGCUAGUACAUUUUGCAUAUAAAAACAACUCGAUUGACAGCUACUUCAGUCUUGACUUACUCUCCUCAAAGGAUAUUACUGUCUUUAUUCUUGUAAAGAAUCGCAAAUUAUUUGACAAUCCGCAACAGUCCCACCAUGGCUACAGAAAGACUCAAUAAGUUUCGACAUGCUGUCCAGGCAGUUGGAUCGGAACAACUCCUCCCAAACGCUGUCGACCGAAUUGCAGAGACCAACCCAGGGAGAAUGUAUGCCGAAAUACCAUUUUCUAUAAGAACUUUCGAUGCAGGUUUUCGGUCAGUCUCAUAUGUCGACCUUGCAAACGCAGUAAACGGUAUGGCCUGGUGGAUCCAUCGUGCUCUUGGAUCCUCAAGCACCUGUGAGCCUAUUUGUUAUAUGGGACCUAACUACCUGUUACGAAAUGUUGUCUUGCUGGCCAAUUGCAAAGCAGGAUACUCGACUUUAAUGAUGACCCCUAGAUUUAAUGCUAUCGCUCAUGACAGUUUUAUCAAACAGUGCAAUUGCAAUAAAAUUAUAAUACCUCAGGGGCCUGAACCAGCUGAUAAGAGUAUAAUUGCCCUAUAUGACAAAGUUCUGCGAGCACCCACACUUGAAAAGCUAUUUUCGGAGAAUUUUCCACACUUCAAAUUUGAGAAGUCUUUCCAAGAGGUCAAGACUGAACCUUUGGUAAUACUUCAUACUUCUAGCACCACUGACUUUCCGAAACCAAUCAUCUGGACACAUGAAUAUGUUGCGAGCUAUGUGAAAGAAAGAAGACUUGAUCCCCCAAAAGGAUUCGAGAGCAUCGACAGGCUAAUGUUAGGAGGAAAAUUGAUCUGCUCUUUUCCUCCUGCUCAUGCUAGUCUCACAUGGGUUACCCUAAUUUUCACAGUCUACUGCGGUUCAAGAAUGGUUUUCCUAUUGUCGGGCACGCUACCAACUGUCAGCAUGCUCGUAGAAUGCGCCCGCCACAAGAAAGUCGAUGCUCUUAUUUUAGUUCCUCCCCAAAUAGAAGAGCUUGCCAUCGACUCUGAAGCUCUCCAGACCAUCUCACAGAAUGGUGAAACAAUGUUCUAUGCUGGAGGAGAUAUUACCAUUGCUGCUGGAGAUACCAUUUCCUCAAAAAUGAAGCUCAUCACAACUUGUGGAUCAACAGAGCAAGGGUUCUGGCAUACUAUCUAUCCUACUGGAACUUGGAAUCCAAAGAUCUGGAAAUAUAUGCGUGUUCAUCCAGCACAGAAACUGACAUUUCGCCACCAGUCCGAAGAUUUGUUCGAAGCAACAUACACCCUCAAUGAAAGUUCUGACGGAUACAAACAAUCAAUCUUCACUGUAUUUCCUGAGAACCCUGUAUAUCCCACAGGAGAUCUUUUCUCUCCACAUGUAGAUGAUCCUGAGCUUUGGCAGUUCCGCGGCCGAGCAGAUGACAUGCAAUCUUUCAUCACGUCCGAAAAGUUCCAUCCUACGCAAAUGGAGCGUAUCAUUGGAACGCAUCCAGGAGUUACUGCCGUUUUGUUUGUUGGAACACGACGUCCUAAGGGGGCUCUGCUCGUUGAGUUGCGAAACCCAUCCGAGGACAAGGAAGCUUUUCUUGAAUCAUUAUGGCCGCUUGUUGAGGAGGCGAAUAAACCCGUGCCUUACACUGCUAAAAUCACUAAAGACAUGAUCUUAAUCACAGACGAAGCACUUCCAAUGGCAAGAUCUGUUAAAGGCACCAUUGAAAGAAGAAGUACGGUGAGACUAUAUGAACAGAAACUUGACGUUUUGUACGCAGUUCACGCUUAGAGCACAUGGCCCUUACGGUAUAUAAAAACUUCACAAAAACCUCGACAUGAUGGUUUUCUUGUAGUUUUUAGAGUAUGCAGUUUAAACGUAGGCAUCAACAUUUCGAUUGAACAUACAUUUCAAAGCUACAAAUUUUGUAGCUUUAAACAAUAUGUGUAUUUAUCUGUGUAAAUUAAUUA
This is a messenger RNA of Botrytis cinerea B05.10, 2148 nucleotides long. RefSeq lists its product as hypothetical. The coding region runs from base 323 to 1969 and encodes 548 amino acids. The record is from RefSeq and is a predicted model, not a curated record. NCBI's taxonomy places the organism in Eukaryota, Fungi, Ascomycota, Leotiomycetes, Helotiales, Sclerotiniaceae. The transcript is spliced from 3 exons.